GUUCCUACUUCCUACUGAUGCAAUAAUCAAAAUACUGGUGGGAGAAAGCCGAGUACAAAUUGCCACACUCUCCGCAGCCUCUAAUCGCCGCCUCUCUCCGCCGAAUAGCGUACCAAGAACAAUUAAGAGAUGGCAGAGGAGCACAGAAUUGCUGUUCCCAGAGUAAAAUUGGGGAAUCAGGGACUCCAGGUAUCUAAGUUGGGUUUUGGCUGUAUGGGUCUCACUGGAGUCUACAAUGAUCCUCUACCUGAGGAAAUUGGCAUAUCGGUCAUCAAGCACGCAUUCCAUAAGGGGAUUACGUUCUUUGAUACAUCAGAUGUAUAUGGGGCUGAUCAUGCUAAUGAAAUUUUAGUUGGAAAGGCACUAAAGCAGUUGCCUCGAGAAAAGAUCCAAUUGGCCACAAAGUUUGGAAUAAUCAAAGACGAAUCUGGUAAUAUGGGGGUAAAAGGAACUCCUGAGUAUGUCCGUUCAUCUUGUCUAGCUAGCCUUCAGCGGCUAGAUACGGACUAUAUCGAUCUCUACUAUGCACAUCGAAUUGACAGAUCUAUACCCAUAGAGGACACUAUGGCGGAACUAAAGAAGUUGGUUGAAGAACAAAAAAUAAAAUACAUUGGGCUAUCUGAAGCUAGUCCAGACACAAUAAGAAGAGCACAUGUUGUUCACCCCAUCGCCGCUCUACAGAUGGAAUGGUCACUGUGGACUCGUGAAAUUGAGGAAGAUAUAGUCCCUCUGUGCAGGGAACUUGGAAUCGGAAUAGUCCCAUACAGUCCUCUAGGACGUGGAAUUUUUGGUGGGAAAGCAGUUGUUGAAAGUGUGCCAGAAAAUAGUUUUCUGGUAUCACUUCCACGGUUUCAAGGAGAGAACUUGGAAAAAAACAAGAUACUGUAUAAUCGUCUGGAAAAGCUGGCUGAGAAGCACGGGUGCUCCCCUGCACAACUUGCACUUGCGUGGGUUUUUCAUCAAGGGGACGAUGUAGCACCUAUCCCUGGGACAACUAAAGUUAAAAAUCUUGACAAUAAUAUUGGUUCCUUGAACGUGAAGCUGACAAAAGAAGAUUUGAAUGAAAUCUGUGAUGUUAUACCCAUCGAAGAGGUGGCAGGGCCAAGAGUACAUGAGAAACUUUAUCGCCACUCAUGGAAGUUUGCUGAUACCCCAGCAAAAGACAAGAAGACAGCAACUUAAAAUGAUCGAUCUUGCAGUUUAUGCUUCAUGACUUUCCCCUUUAUUUAUGCCUCUUUCCUACUAAAGCUUGAUGUGAUCCAAUGAAGCUUUGUCGAAGUUAUGCUUAGAGAAGCUUUUGUUUGGGCAGACCUGCUGCUAAAUGUUAUCUUUUCUCUGAUGAACUAAAAUGUUGUGUCUUUAACUUGACAAGAGAACUAACUACAUUCUAUGUUGUUGAUGUGGAACUUAUGUCUGUAUUGAAUUAGAAAACAAGCUGGGAAUAUGAAUGCUGCUUCUUAUAA
Molecule: messenger RNA, 1463 nt
Organism: Tripterygium wilfordii
Lineage: Eukaryota; Viridiplantae; Streptophyta; Magnoliopsida; Celastrales; Celastraceae
Product: perakine reductase-like
Exons: 7
Coding region: 130-1182 (350 amino acids)
Cellular component (GO): cytoplasm
Source: RefSeq, a predicted model, not a curated record